This is a messenger RNA of Linnemannia hyalina, 456 nucleotides long. Lineage: Eukaryota; Fungi; Mortierellomycota; Mortierellomycetes; Mortierellales; Mortierellaceae. The record is from the annotation of a GenBank genome assembly.
AUGCGCACCUGUGACGUAUACUCCUCUAAGGUGACCCACUCUGGUCGACAUACGGGAACAUCGGAAGCCUAUCGUCUCAACUUGAGCCUAGAUCACAUUCGCCAUCUAGGACGUUGGGUAAUGGGACAGAUGGAGUCCUUUUAUGCCCCCAAGAAUCUGAUCACUGGUGCAUUCUAUAUGGCACAUUUCAACAAGCCCAGUGAGCCUUACUUGAUCGAGCGGGACCUUGUCACGCCACCAUUGGAGCUCCAGCGUCUGAUCUUUCCAUGGAUCGAGCGUUCCUUCGAUCUGGACGACCCAGGAAAAACUCCUUCAUGGAUCGCCGAAUGUGACCAGGAGAUGCUAGGAGUCGGCGAAAGUGUCAUCACGGAUGACGAUAUCCAUUGGGAAUCUCCAAUCAGGUCUUCCAGAUCCAGAUCGCCCUCGCGCAAGGUCAAGGAGCCUUACAGUGCUUAG